Molecule: messenger RNA, 3646 nt
Organism: Oryctolagus cuniculus (rabbit)
Lineage: Eukaryota; Metazoa; Chordata; Mammalia; Lagomorpha; Leporidae
Source: RefSeq, a predicted model, not a curated record
AUGGAGCCCACCGCGGCCAGAGAGGAUGAGCGUGGAGGGAGCGCGGCGGCAGGGGAGUGCGUGGAUAAGAUCCCGGUGCCACGGCCGCCGUCCAUUGAGGAAUUCACCAUCGUGAAGCCCAUUAGCCGAGGCGCCUUCGGGAAAGUGUACCUGGGGCAGAAAGGCGGCAAGUUGUAUGCUGUGAAGGUUGUCAAGAAAGCAGACAUGAUCAACAAAAAUAUGACUCAUCAGGUCCAAGCUGAGAGAGAUGCACUAGCACUGAGCAAAAGCCCUUUCAUUGUCCAUUUGUAUUAUUCACUGCAGUCGGCAAGCAAUGUCUACUUGGUAAUGGAAUAUCUUAUUGGUGGAGACGUUAAGUCCCUUCUACACAUCUAUGGUUAUUUUGAUGAAGAAAUGGCUGUGAAGUACAUUUCUGAAGUAGCACUGGCUCUAGACUACCUUCAUAGACAUGGAAUCAUCCACAGGGAUCUGAAACCAGACAAUAUGCUUAUUUCUAAUGAGGGUCAUAUUAAACUGACAGAUUUUGGCCUUUCCAAAGUUACUUUGAAUAGAGAUAUCAAUAUGAUGGAUAUCCUUACAACACCUUCAAUGGCGAAACCUAGACAAGAUUAUUCAAGAACCCCAGGACAAGUGUUAUCUCUCAUCAGCUCUUUGGGAUUUUGCACACCAGUUGCAGAAAAAAACCAAGACUCUGCAGAUAUCCUUUCAACCCAUCUAUCUGAAACAUCACAGCUUUCUCAGGGAUCAGUCUGUCCUAUGUCCACAGACCAAAAGGAUACAGCUCCUUAUCCUAGCAAGCUACUAAAAUCAUAUCUUGAAACACUUGCCUCCAACCCAGGAAUGCCUGUGAAGUGUCUAACUUGUAAUCUGCUCCAGUCUAGGAAAAGGCUGGCUACAUCCAGUGCCAGUAGUCAGUCUCACACUUUCGUGUCCAGUGUGGAAUCAGAAUGCCACAGCAGUCCCAAAUGGGAAAAAGAUUGUCAGGAAAGUGACGAAGUAUUGGGCUCUACAGUCAUGAAUUGGAACACUGCUGAAAAGUUAUGCACAAAAUCUACAAGUGCUAUUGAUCUUGAGUUAGCGCUUUCUCCUAUUCAUAACAGCAGUACCAUUCCUGCUGCUGAAAGUUCUUGUGGAAACCUUGCCAAAAAAGGCAUCUCCGAGGAUGUUUCUUGGGAAACAAGAGAACUGGAUGUCUGUAAUAUAGAUAUGGCCUCUGACACAAGGCAGUCUGAUUUCCAUCAGUCAGAUCAGUGGGCUGUGGAUUCCGGUGGUCUCUCUGAAGAGCACCUUGGGAAAAGAAGUUUAAAAAGGAAUUUUGAGUUGGUUGACUCUAGUCCUUGUCAGGAAAUUAUACAGAAUAAAAAAAAUUGUGUAGAGUAUAAGCACAGUAGUGAAAUGAUAGAUUAUUGUACAAAUCAAAGAACAGGCUUAACAGCUGAAGUCCAGAACCUUAAACUGUCGGCAUAUAGAAAUUGGCAAAAUGAUUGUGCCAAUAAGGAGAACAUUGCCAAUUCUUACAUUGAUAAACAACAAACACCGGAAAGAUUACCCAUACCGAUGAUAGCAAAAAAUCUGAUGUGUGAACUGGAUGAAGAUUGUGAAAAGAAUAACAAGAAGGACUAUGGAAGCUCUAAUUGUCUGUGCUUAGAUGAUGAUAAAACUUCCAAAAGUAUUUGUAUGGAUUCUGAUUCAUCUUUUCCUGGAAUUUCUGUAAUGGAAAAUUCAUUGGAAAGGCAGUGCUUAGAUCCAGAUAAAAGCAUCAAAGAAUCCUCUUUUGAAGAGUCAAAUAUUGAAGAUCUACUUACUGUAUCACCAAACUGCCAAGAGAAUACUUUGCCAAAAGGUGAUGAGGACACUGCUGUCCAGGAUGGUAACCAAAAAAUGCUAGCUCCUUCUUCCGAGGUGUUGAAAACAGUAACCCUGUCUAAAAGGAAUGCUGUAGCUUUCCGAAGUUUCAACAGUCAUAUUAACACGUCUAACAACUCAGAACCAUCCAAAAUGAGCAUUACUUCUUUAGACACAAUGGAUAUUUCAUGUGCGUAUAGUGGUUCGUAUCCCAUGGCUAUAACCCCUACACAAAAAGGAAGAUCCUAUAUACCGUACCAGCAGACCCCAAAUCAGAUCAAGUCAGAAACUCCAUAUCGAACACCAAAGAGUGUGAGAAGAGGGGCAGCCCCCAUGGAUGAUGGGCGCAUUCUAGGAACCCCAGACUACCUCGCACCUGAGCUGUUAUUAGGCACAGCCCACGGGUUUCUGACUUCAGGUCCUGCAGUAGACUGGUGGGCACUUGGAGUGUGCUUGUUUGAAUUUCUAACGGGCAUUCCCCCUUUCAAUGAUGAAACACCACAACAAGUGUUCCAGAAUAUUCUGAAAAGAGAUAUCCCUUGGCCAGAAGGUGAAGAGAAGUUAUCUGAGAAGGCUCAAAGUGCAGUAGAUAUACUGUUAACCAUUGACAAUACAAAGAGAGCUGGAAUGAAAGAACUGUUCCCUGCCUUGUACUUUUUUGCCAACAUCUUCAUUACUGCCUCAAGAACUGAAGGAUUGGAGUGGGCAUUUGGCCUAAAGGAGCUGAGACUUCAUCCUCUCUUCAGCGAUGUGGACUGGGAAAAUCUUCAGCAUCAAACUAUGCCUUUCAUCCCCCAACCAGAUGGCGAAACAGAUACAUCUUAUUUUGAAGCCAGGAAUAAUGCUCAGCACCUGACUGUAUCUGGAUUUAGUCUAUAGCACAUUCACUCUCCUAAGGCUAACCUGUGUUAUAGAAGCAGCUCGCAUAGUUAUAUACUCCUUAAUACUAGGCUGAUCGACAUGUGGGAAAAAAGUCAUUACGUUACCUGGGUCAGUGACCUUUAAAUGUAUGUUACAGCUUUCACAAGAGUUAAAAAACUAAGGAAUAUAAUCUGUAAUUUAUCUCGAUCUCAGAACUGUAUAUAAAUCUUUAAAACUUUCUUCAUCUUAUUUAUUUUGUUGACUGCACUUUACGAAAAGCACCAAUAAAAUUAGAAUGACACUACCAUGGUAUAGAGAAAGUCAUAAAUUCGAUUUUCUUUCUCUUUAGCUGAUGCUUUCAGUCCUCCAUUCAGCUUUAUGUUAAAAUAAUGGAGGAAAAAUCAUAAUUUCAUUUGAAAGCAACUUAUUGCACAUGGUUGCCUGCAAAUGUUUGGUCUCCAGGGCAAUUAUUUAAAGGCCAUAUUUGAGACCUCAAAUGCAGCUGUAAAUUCCUUUGUGCUGCAGCCUAACUCCUUUAGAGAAUGAGGAAUGAGCAAGGCUAAUGUCUUCGUUUACCUUACUACAUUUUUGCUGCCUUGACUGAUUUUUAGUGCUUCCUCUACAAUGUGUGUUUAAAAUAGCACUAAAAGGGUUAGGUGUGACAUACUGUAGCUUGCUCAACAUGCAUAGAAAAUUAGAUACUUCUUAUAGUUGUUUGUUUAAAAUGUACACUAUCAGGGGCAGAAUAUCUUUAAAAAUUUUAUUUUGCUUAAUAGGUAGAGUGAGUGUGAAUAUCAUUCUGUUAAGAUACAGACAGACAGACACACAGGUCAUACCCUAGAUUCAUGGAGAAUUUAAUUAAAAAGAACAAAUCUAAUUGCACUUUAGGAAAGUUUUUUGCUAAUGGUGUCAUCUAUUAAAUACUAUUGUUUCUUUUGCA